AUGGGAAUGACACCGGAGUACGACUACUUGUUCAAGCUUCUGCUUAUCGGUGAUUCGGGUGUUGGCAAAUCUUGCCUCCUGCUUCGGUUUGCAGAUGACACCUACACCGAAAGCUACAUUAGCACCAUAGGAGUGGACUUCAAGAUCCGAACCUUGGACUUGGAUGGCAAGACGGUGAAGCUUCAGAUUUGGGACACCGCUGGGCAGGAGAGGUUCCGGACCAUCACCAGCAGCUACUACCGCGGUGCUCAUGGCAUUAUCGUGGUCUAUGAUGUCACCGACAAGGAGCGUAAGAAGCACGAGCUGGCCAGCAAAGCGCCGGUCGGUCGGGUCUAA
Durusdinium trenchii is the source of this 336-nucleotide messenger RNA. NCBI's taxonomy places the organism in Eukaryota, Dinophyceae, Suessiales, Symbiodiniaceae. The record is from the annotation of a GenBank genome assembly.